AUGUUCGGUGUUUCGGUAGUUGAACUAUGGCCGUUUCUUUUUGAUGUCCUGGCAGCGUGCAUGGUAACUAUAAAGACGGGGUUGUUGCCCGUUUGUUUUCAAGUUGGGAUAUCAUCCUCUCUCAGCACCAGCUUAACCUGUGAACAACAAUUAUCAACAUCAACAUCACCAGAUAAAAUGGUCUCCCUACACCCCCUCCUCGACAACGGCAUCACCCCCGGCUCGGACUCGUUCCCCGGCGGCACCCUCAAAUGCCUCUGCCCCUCCUUCCCCGUCGAGAUCACCCUCACCACCAACGUCGCUCACAACCACGCCUGCGGCUGCUCCAAAUGCUGGAAGCCCGCCGGCGCCCUCUUCUCCAUCGUCGGCGUCGUGCCCCGCGACGAGCUCUCCGUCACCGCCAACGGGGACAAACUAGCCAUUGUGGACGAGUCGGCCGUCAUUCAGCGGUACGCCUGCAAGGAAUGCGGGACUCAUCUGUACAGGAGGAUUGAGAAGGAGCAUCCGUUCUACGGACUGGACUUUGUGCAUGCCGAGUUGAGCGAGGAGGAGGGGUGGCAGGAGCCGCAGUUUGCGGCUUUUGUGAGCAGUGUUAUUGAGCAGGGGUUUGAUCCGGCCAAGAUUGGGGAGGUGAGAGCCAGGUUUAGGGAGUUGGGGUUGGAGACGUAUGAUAGUUUGAGUCCGCCGUUGAUGGAUGCCAUUGCUGCUUGGACGGGGAGGAAGAUAUGGGAAGUAUGA
Molecule: messenger RNA, 738 nt
Organism: Podospora anserina S mat+
Lineage: Eukaryota; Fungi; Ascomycota; Sordariomycetes; Sordariales; Podosporaceae
Exons: 1
Coding region: 1-738 (245 amino acids)
Biological process (GO): formaldehyde catabolic process
Molecular function (GO): S-(hydroxymethyl)glutathione synthase activity; zinc ion binding
Source: RefSeq, a predicted model, not a curated record